AUGGUUGUCAUUCUAAGUGAAGUGUACCUCCUCACAUGCAGGAUUGUUGAGAAUGAUUUUUACAAGCAAGACUGGCGGAGUAGGGGCAAGGCAGAGAUAUAUCAGUAUAUAUUUAUGAAAUGGAUACUUUGUUUUUUUAUUGGGCUUAUGAUGAGCCUCAUUGGGUUUUUCAACAACCUUGCUGUGGAGAAUAUAGCUGGCUUGAAAUUUGUUAUCACCUCCAAUAUGAUGUUGGCAAGAAAGUUUGCUGUGGCCUUUUUCGUAUUUGCUUCUUCAAAUCUUUCCCUCACAUUGCUUGCUAGUUUGAUAACCGCAUUUAUAGCGCCUGAGGCUGCUGGUUCAGGUAUACCAGAGGUUAAGGCUUACCUGAAUGGUGUAGAUGCACCUGCAAUAUUUUCGUUCCGAACUUUGCUAGUCAAGAUAGCUGGAAGCAUAUUAGCCGUAUCGUCAUCUCUUAAUAUUGGAAAGGCAGGGCCAAUGGUUCAUACAGGUGCUUGCAUAGCUGCAAUAAUGGGUCAGGGUGGGUCAAAGAAGUUGAGAUUGAGAUGGAAGUGGUUAGAGGUAUUUAAUAAUGAUAAGGAUAGACGAGAUCUUGUCACAUGCGGAUCUGCUGCAGGAAUAGCUGCUGCCUUUCGAGCCCCCACUUGGAAGUGGAAGAAGGUUCCCACUGUAUCAAAAGAAUUAGUCAAUAUCCAAGAGUGGAGAAGUGCUCUGUUGUGGAGAUGUUUCUUCACAACCGCUGUCGUUGCCAUAGUCCUUCGAGGUCUCGUUGAUGUCUGUCUAAGAGGCAAAUGUGGACUAUUCGGUAAAGGAGGCUUGAUAAUGUAUGACGUCACAGCCGAAAACAUAUCCUAUCAUCUCAACGACGUUCCUCCCGUUCUUGUUCUCGCAGUUAUAGGGGGUCUAUUAGGAACCUCCUGCCGUCCAUGCCCACCCGAUGCCUCCGAGCCGUGCCCCACGAUCGGACGUUCCGGAAACUUCAAGAAGUUCCAAUGCCCUCCCGGCUACUACAACGACCUCGCCAGCCUCUUGUUCAACACAAACGACGACGCCAUCAAGAACCUCUUCAGCAAGGACACGGACACCGAGUUCCAUCACUCCUCAAUGCUCCUAUUCUUCGCCACCUGUUUCUUCCUUAGCGCCUUCAGCUACGGGAUCGUGGCCCCCGUGGGCCUCUUUGUCCCCGUCAUCGUCACUGGUGCCGCUUACGGCCGUUUUGUGGGGAUGUGUGUGGGCCAAAGGUCCAAUCUCAACCACGGCCUUUUUGCUGUCCUGGGCUCUGCCUCUUUAUUGGGCGGGUCCAUGCGCAUGACUGUCUCCUUGUGCGUGAUUGUUCUUGAACUUACGGAUAACCUUAUGUUGCUUCCUCUCAUAAUGAUUGUCCUUCUCAUCUCCAAGACGGUGGCCGAUGUGUUUAGUGGGAACAUUUUCGACUUGAUUAUGAGUUUGAAGGGAUUUCCUUAUUUGGAAGCUCACGCCGAGCCGUACAUGAGGCAAUUGACGGUGGGCGAUGUGGUCACUGGCCCGCUUUGGAUUUUUCGUGGGAUAGAGAAAGUGGGUAAUAUAGUGCACGUGUUGAGGACCACGGGGCAUAAUGGGUUUCCGGUGGUGGACGAGCCGGAGUUGUACGGUUUGGUUCUCAGAGCUCAUCUUGUGGCUUUGUUGAAGGCAAAAGUGUUCUCCGCAACACCCGCGCCGUUGGGUUCGGAUGCGUUUUUAGGGUUAUCGGCUGAUGAUUUUGCGAACAAGGGUUUGGAUGAAAUUGAGGAUGUGAAGUUGUCGGAAGAGGAGAUGGAGAUGUACCUCGAUUUGCAUCCUUUCACGAACACCACUCGUGCUUUUUCGGGAAGUUGGUUUGAGGCACUUGCUCGUUAUUCCCAAGGUUUCUGGGCGGGUUCCAGUUGUGGGUAUAUUGACGAGGCACGAUUUCAUGCCAGAUCACAUCCUGAAUUUGCAUCCCAAUUUGCUGCGGAGCAAAUGGAGGAGCCACCUGCCGCAAGAGCAUCCAAUCCCGGUGAGUUCAAACUCACGCCGCCCGGCAACCGUACGCCUGACCCUCCCCGACGAGCCUCAUCCUCCGCUGAGCACGACCACCAGCCUUGUCCGGCUUCUCGCAAAAUAUCCCAGCGACCUGCGAUUUCCGACCAACAUCCGACGCUUAGAUCUGGUGAGAAAGAUGAAGAUCCAGAUCUGGUAAAGUGUGAGUCCGACGAGUUGGGUUCGAGGUUGAGGUGGAAGGGCGGUCUUCUUCUGAAGAAGAAUCAUCAAACUCACAAGCGGCAACGCCGAUGGUGGAAAAAGAGGCGCCUGACUCCAGCUGCAGAGAGUCAAAAAUUGAGAAUCAUAACCACACUCCCCUUUUGGGAAGAGUACGCGAAAAGCUCUUAUAAUGGGGUCCCUCCGCCUUUAGUCGAGACUCACUUCGUUCUCCUCUACUGGAACCAGACCUGCAAAAUGAAGCAAGUCACUUUUCACUCGGAGAAGAUAAUUGAAAUUGCAAAAGUUGCAUCUCAUAUAGCUGCAAAAAAUGGGAAAGCGCGCUCGGUCAUUAGCUCUACGCGAAAAGCUCUUGGUUGUUGGCCCCGCUUUCAGAGGCGUCAAUCCUUCGUUAAAGUGGGUGCGAAAGUACGUCCUUACAGGUGCAAACCAGGAUCAAUUGCGCGCGAACUCUUCUCCCUUUUCAUUAAAUGGCAAGGCGCUUUCUCGAUCCAGCAGCCAAAUUCUACAGAUCAAGGUACACCUAAAUUCUUUGCUUUAGAUCACGUAUUCAACCAGACAUUGGCUGGCUUUGAGACACCCGGGCGCGAGGCUUUGUGUCUUCGGGGGGUCUUUCUCUCUGCGGGGACCUUGAUGAAAGACCACAAAGGCCCCCUAAAGUCAUCUUUUGAGACUCCAUCAGAUACUCUGCCCGGGAUUUGGCCUUGCUCUUCGCCUUACCGAGUUGAUAACAUCUACACCGGAAACAAAAACUCUACCAACGCUUCUUCCCAACAAACGAAGCGAAGCCUUAUGACAAUGGUUCAAUCUAUAAAGGAAGGACAAUCGAUCGCACUUGGCGCAGAACCACCUAAGGGUGGCUCUUUAUUCCCUCAAGACUUGCGUCUUCUUUUUCUUUCACCCUUUAUCCCCGAAAUAGGGAGCUACGAGCAAGUCUGCUCCAGAAAGAAAAGAAGCCAGGCAGGUCCUUUUCCGCUUGAUCGCUAA
Messenger RNA from Striga asiatica, 3204 nucleotides. The record is from the annotation of a GenBank genome assembly. NCBI's taxonomy places the organism in Eukaryota, Viridiplantae, Streptophyta, Magnoliopsida, Lamiales, Orobanchaceae.